This is a messenger RNA of Rosa rugosa (rugosa rose), 1341 nucleotides long. RefSeq names its product lipid phosphate phosphatase epsilon 2, chloroplastic-like. The record is from RefSeq and is a predicted model, not a curated record. The transcript has 4 exons. NCBI's taxonomy places the organism in Eukaryota, Viridiplantae, Streptophyta, Magnoliopsida, Rosales, Rosaceae. The coding region runs from base 437 to 1291 and encodes 284 amino acids. Gene Ontology annotation, cellular component: intracellular membrane-bounded organelle; endoplasmic reticulum membrane. Gene Ontology annotation, molecular function: dolichyldiphosphatase activity. Gene Ontology annotation, biological process: protein N-linked glycosylation; lipid biosynthetic process.
CAUCCGGUUCGGCCGGUUUUGGCCCUCCGGUUCGGUUUCUGCCCGCCCCUAAUCAAUACUAUUUAUUUACAUAAUACAUUUCUCAUUUACAAAAAAAUAUAUAUAUAUAUAUAUAUUCAAUGAACAGGUACUGAUUGGUGACCCUGACACAACGGGUGGAAGCAAAAGUCCAGUGGCAGUGAAUAAUUUCCUGCCCUGGUGACCUGAUGACCCAACGGGUGAACUUGUUCCUAUGAGCUCCCCCAAAAGAGGAAUCAUACGACGGCAUACGACGGAUGGCCAGUCUUUCUUUCACGAGACAAACAAUUUUAUAGGGUAAAAAUUUGUGUUUGGACUAUUCUCAACCUAUCACUCUACACUUGAUGCUCCCCUCUUCUCUUAAAAAAGCCUCCAAUGGCUGUUGACUGUUGGGUUUCAGCCUCUCUUCUCCGCCAACAUGACAUCAUCAACCGCCAUUAGUUUUCUCCAACCCAAACUCCAAUUCUUCCCCUGUCGUUUUUGCAGCCUCAAAUCGUUAAAACCCUUCUCCUCUCUCAAAUUUCCCAUAUCGAAAUUGGCCUUCUCCGGUGGAUUAGACCCCAAGAAAGCUCCUCCACUUAGAAACAGGUUCAUGGGUUCCAACAAUAGCAUGCUUGAGCUCAUAAAUUUGCUCCCUUUUCGGAACAACGCUAAUGGCCACGAAACUGUUAGGGUGCUCCAUUCGUCUGAGGAUUCGGGCCCUGGAAUUGCGGAUAAUGGGCUCGAGUCCACUGUCAAUCGAUUGAGUAAGUGGCUUGUGUCUGGCCUUUUUGCUGUGGUGAUACUAUGUAGGCAUGAUGCAGAAGCUUUGUGGGCUGCAAUGGGGUCUGUGGUGAAUUCCACACUCUCUAUUGUACUAAAAAAGAUACUAAAUCAAGAGAGGCCUAUUCCUUCUUUGAGAUCUGAGCCUGGAAUGCCGUCUUCGCAUUCCCAAUCCAUCUCCUACAUUUUUAUGUUUGCAAUUUUUUCAUUUGUGGAAUGGCUGGGGAUAAAUGAGAUUACCAUAAUUAUUGGUGCUCUUGCCUUGGCAUUUGGUGCAUAUCUUUCGUGGUUACGAGUUUCGCAGCGACUUCAUACGAUGAGCCAAGUGGUUGUGGGUGCUGCAAUUGGAACCAUCUUCUCCAUUUUGUGGUACUGGUCAUGGAAUGCUGUUGUGCAUGAAGCAUUUACUUCCUUUUUGUGGGUUCGAAUAGUUGUUGUUUUGGGGGCAGCUGGAUUUUGUGCAGGAUUCCUUUUGUAUGUGAUUCGUUAUUGGAUUAGGGAUGACCGAUGAACUAUGUAAUGCUUCUCAAUUGAUUCAAUGCAUAUGAGAUUGGGCUUCAA